Molecule: messenger RNA, 369 nt
Organism: Sporothrix schenckii 1099-18
Lineage: Eukaryota; Fungi; Ascomycota; Sordariomycetes; Ophiostomatales; Ophiostomataceae
Exons: 1
Coding region: 1-369 (122 amino acids)
Source: RefSeq, a predicted model, not a curated record
AUGGCGCGCAAUUCAAGGAUGCUCAGGGCAAACAAGGAAAAACGGAGGAAAACAAUGAAGAAAGAACGUCGGAUCGACGACACUGCCUGGGUGUGGAAAUGGGAUUAUCAGGAAAUGGUAGGACGAAAUACCCUUGCCUUGAUGAAAGAAAACUACAACAUCACAAGAAAGCACGAACAAAAACUGCGAAAAUGGCGAACCAGAUUCAGGGGCCGGGGAUCUGGCGCAAAGCCAUCUCGAGGAAUGGAGGGGAGGACGGGACUGGGAAAGGGGGAAACUGCGACCGGCAUUAGGAUGCAGGUACAACGACGGAAGGUGCAGGUCCACUCAAAACUGCUAGUUUCCAGGUACAACGUACAGCUCCACUGA